AGUCAAACCUAUUUUUUAUCAGUUUCUCCAGGAAAGUUCAUCUACCAGCCACCAACCAUGAAGUUUCUUAACUACCUUCUGGCUUACCGAAGGUUCCUGCUCAUUGUCCUCACCCUGCUGCUUUUACUUCCACUUCCUCUUAUCAUCAAAACCAAAGAAGCAGAAUGUGCAUACACAUUGUUUGUAGUUGCCAUCCUUUGGCUUACGGAACCUAUGCCACUGGCUGUUUCAGCUUUGCUCCCUGCCGUUAUGUUCCCAUUGUUCGGUAUAAUGGAAUCCAAGCAGGUGGCAUCUGCUUAUUUUAAAGAUUUUCAUCUGCUGCUGAUUGGAGUAAUUUGUUUGGCAACGUCAAUAGAAAAAUGGAAUUUGCACAAAAGAAUGGCUUUAAGAAUGGUGAUGCUGGUGGGUGUCAACCCAGCAUGGCUUGUGCUGGGUUUCAUGGUUAGCUGUGCUUUCUUGUCAAUGUGGCUCAGCAACACCUCUGCUGCUGCCAUGGUGAUGCCAAUUGUAGAGGCUGUAGCUCAGCAGAUCAUCAAAGCUGAAACAGAAGCUGAUGCGCUGGAGAUGUCUUGCUCUAAUGGCUUCAUCAACCCAACACUGGAGCUGGACGAAAAUAUAGGAGAAUAUGAACGCAGUGACUGUAAAGAGAAAGAAAACCAAAUUAAUGGAUAUGACAAUGAUGUGGCUAGUACUGUGUGCGUAAUUGAAAAAGAGUUUGGAAAAGAAAAGGAACAGCAGAAUCUACCACCAGCUGAAACAGGGAGAAAAAACAAAGAGGACAAAUACAAUGGGAUUUUCAAAGUGAUGUGCUUAUGUGUUGCUUAUUCUGCUACCAUUGGAGGGCUGACCACAAUCACAGGAACAUCAACUAAUCUGAUUUUUGCUGAGCACUUCAACACACGUUACCCAGCUUGUCAGUGCAUCAAUUUUGGAUCCUGGUUUAUCCUUUCCAUCCCCAUCGCACUUAUUAUUCUGCUGCUCUCUUGGCUCUGGCUCCAGUGGAUUUUCCUUGGGUUUGAUUUUAAAAACAUGCUCAAGUGUGGCAAGAAGAAAACAACUAGGGAAGAGGUCUCAGCACAGGUGAUUCAGAAGGAGUACAAGAAACUUGGACCAAUAAGCUACCCAGAAAUUGUUACACUUGUCCUAUUCAUCCUAAUGACCCUACUGUGGUUCACCAGAGACCCUGGCUUCAUCCCAGGAUGGUCUUCACUUUUCACAAAGUAUAAAAGAUAUGCUACGGACUCAACAACUGCCUUAGUGAUAGGCCUCCUGUUCUUUAUUAUUCCAGCAAAAACACUGACAAGGACUUCAAAUGGAGAGAACACUGUUUUUGGUUACACUCCACUGAUUACUUGGAAGGAAUUUCAGUCAUGCAUGCCCUGGGAAAUAGCUAUUCUUGUUGGUGGCGGAUUUGCUUUAGCAGAUGGCUGUGAGGUUUCAAAACUUUCUGACUGGGUAGCAUCUAAAUUGACCCCUUUAGGAUCACUCCCCUUGUGGUCGGUUAUCCUGGUAUCAUGCCUUAUUGUCACUUCAGUGACAGAAUUAGCCAGCAAUCCAGCUACCAUUACAAUAUUUUUGCCCAUACUAUCACCUUUGGCUGAAGCCAUUCAUGUAAACCCACUUUUCAUUUUGAUACCUGCUACCUUGUGCACUUCCUUUGCAUUCCUGCUUCCUGUGGCAAACCCAGCCAAUGCCAUUGUAUUUUCAUAUGGUCAUUUAACUGUUAUGGACAUGGUGAAGGCUGGUUUGGGCAUUAACAUCAUCGGAGUUGCUGUAGUUAUGCUUGCAGUUAUGACGUGGAUAGUGCCUAUGUUCAAUCUCUAUACUUAUCCAAGUUGGGCACCAGACAUUCCUUCUGCAAAUAGCACUGGGCUGUAAAAAAACAACAGUAAUCCUGGGGAUUGGUUUGAAUUGUGUUUGUUUCUUUCCUUUUCCCCAGACAUGUGGUGAGUCAUUUAAAAUGCUUUUUUGUCACCACAGCAAUAGGGAUCUCCAUUACUAUAUAUGCCAUAUUUUCCAGUCCCGGAGACUGAUCAUCCAGUCUGAGAGUCUAAUCGGGGAAAGUGUUAGAAUUCUGAAAUAACAUAAACUUACAUCAAGUUUCUAAUCUAGCUCAGCUAGUUUGAAUUUUUAUAUCUUCAUAUUAUGAAGGAAAAACUGAAUGCGCAUCGCCAUUAUCACUGGUAGUUUGAACCCAUUCUCAGGGUAGGGGAGUAAUGAGAUUUAGAUUUUGUUAUUUCAAAUACAUUUUCUUACGAUUAUGUUGGCAAUAUUUGGGGUUUGUCAAAGAUCAUAUUAGUUUUUUGUUUUUUAGCUUCAAACCCUGUUUGAAAUAGUGUUGAUCACAAAAUCAGGCAGGGGAUUUUCUUGAACACAUAGUUUACAGACCUGUCAAAAAUGCACAGAAAAUGGCAAAGAGCAGCAUGACCAGUUACACAGCACUUUAUCUGUUGAGCACCUUGUCAUCUGGAAGGAGAAUACAUAGUUUAGCAUAAGUGUAGUCUACCUUCUUCAAGGACAUCACUGAAACAUGUUGCUGUUGUCAUGUGGUAUAUUUCUGGAUAAACAUAUGUUGAUAGAUUUGAGUUAAUCUAUAUGAAUUGAGUCCAAAUUAUCAUCAUACCUGUCUGCCAAAAGUAGAGAUACAUUCCCUUGAUAAAUGAAAGCACAAGACAGAAUGCUGAAGAUGUGGCACCCAAUCCAUCAAUCAAGACUACAGCGCAUCUUCACCAGGAAGCUCAUGAUCUCUGCAGGACAGGUGGCAGUUUAAGGUUACUAGACUGUUAAUGUUGUAAACACAAAACAGUGCAGUGUAGACAGAAGAGGAGCUUGGAGUUCAAAAAGAUCAUCAAAUAAUCAUGUUUUCUAUGGUUAUUACAUGGUUUUCACAGUAAGAACUACAGCAUUGUUCUUUUCGCCUGUUGGGAAGGACUCAUAACAAUUUGUAAAGAGCUUUCAGUUAAUAGCCUGAAUCAAAGAUGGAUGUAUUUAUCUUGGGUCAUCCCUUGGGGCACCUCUAUGAUGGCUGUAAAC
Messenger RNA from Pezoporus occidentalis (night parrot), 3033 nucleotides. It is a transcript of the gene SLC13A1, whose product is annotated as solute carrier family 13 member 1. Gene Ontology annotation, molecular function: sodium:sulfate symporter activity. Gene Ontology annotation, biological process: transmembrane transport. Gene Ontology annotation, cellular component: membrane. Bases 58 to 1878 code for a protein of 606 amino acids. The record is from RefSeq and is a predicted model, not a curated record. The transcript has 15 exons. NCBI's taxonomy places the organism in Eukaryota, Metazoa, Chordata, Aves, Psittaciformes, Psittacidae.